AUGAGGUCGGAGAUGCUACCUUUCGAGAGGCUUUCCUCGGAAACCUACACGCAUGUGCAGUCACUUGCAUUCGAGUCACGCAAGGUACGAAAGCAGGUCAUCGAUGCAUCCGACUACGAUCUUUACGUCCUCAGAGGUCAACAGGAGGCCGCGUUCCCAUUGGAGUUGACCGAGAUGGGAGACAUCAGCAACAGGCUUCAAGAGGUUCUCGGGGCAUGGGCAUAUAAGGAGCAUGGUGUCGAGUUGGAGCUUGAGAUUGAUAUUGGUGCAUUGUCCGAAGGAAGGAAUACGGGGUGCAUGGUAGAAUGA
Colletotrichum spaethianum is the source of this 309-nucleotide messenger RNA. RefSeq lists its product as uncharacterized. The record is from RefSeq and is a predicted model, not a curated record. The coding region runs from base 1 to 309 and encodes 102 amino acids. Lineage: Eukaryota; Fungi; Ascomycota; Sordariomycetes; Glomerellales; Glomerellaceae. The transcript has a single exon.